UUAUAUUAUGUGAUAUUACACUUUAAGUGUGCUUAAUUUUAUUUUUUCAAAAACUUAUUUAUUAAUAAUAAUAAACCUACUCAUAAUCGUUUAUGAAUAUGCUUAUAGUUUAAUGUUUUUAAAUUAAAAUUGUAAAUAGAUUUUUAAUCUAACACUAUCGUUUAAAGUAAUUGUGUAAUAUAAAUGUAUUAAAACUAUGUUUCUUAGACGAUUAAAAUUAUCCCAUACACGGUGUUUUUUACCGGCGUAUUUCUUAAAUAAAAAUGAACACGAUGUAGAAGGAACAGAAGUCUUAGAAGUAAAAAAAGUCGGUGGUUGGCAAGGUGUUUUGAAUACAUUUUCCCCAGACGAAGAUGGUAAUCCAACUCCAGAUGUAAGAGCUAUACUAUCAACAAUAUGUUAUAGCAGUUUGAUGGGUGGUGUGUAUGGUAGUAUAUCAUACAGUAAACGGGCUUAUGAAGAUUUUUUUCAUAAAAACCAAUCAACACUAUUUCAAAAUCAGUUUGAAGCCAAAGCUAAACUACAAUCGCAAGUUACAUUGGCAAUGGCAAGAGGAGUUUUCAAAUGGGGAACUAGAGUAGCAUUGUUUUGUGGUUGUUUUUCAACAAUAGUAACUGCCGUGAAUGCUUACACACAAAAUGUUACUGUAUUUAGUUAUGCAUUAGGUGGUCUUGUAGUAGGUGGAAUUGCAAGAAUAAGUUUUGGUGUGAAAGGUUUUGUUGUUGGAUCUACAUUGGGAACUAUUUUAGGUUUCAUUGUUGGAGGUUUUACAUUAUUAAUAUUAAGGUUUUCUCCUUUAACUAUGGAUGAAAUAAAAGAAUGGCAAAGUCAAAGUCAAGUAGAAAGAGAUUUGUAUUUUAUUAAGGAACAAAAAACAUCUCGAAUAUUUAAGUAUGAUAAUACACCUGAACUAAAAGCACACGAAAAAAGAUUACAACAGCCAGAAACAACUUCUGAUUGAAAAAUUACUAUUUAUAAUUUAUGAAUGAAGUGAAAUAUGCUGGGAGUACUUUAGUUCUCCGUUACCAGCCUUCGUCAUAGUGAAAAAUUGAUACUUCAAAGACCUUGGUAAAUCUUUCAUCAGUCUACUAAUCAUCUAAAUUGUAUCUAUUAAUUUUCCAACAAAGUUGUUACUUCUACUACAAAAUCCCAAUGUUUAUGUACACUACUUAAAAAUUAAUUAAUUGUUAAUAUGUACAUAUUGUUAUGAUUGCUGGUAAUUUGUGUUGAAGUAAAUAGUGUUAUUUCUUAAUUUUUAGUAUAAUAUACAUAACUAAAUUAUUUACCUA
Aphis gossypii (cotton aphid) is the source of this 1289-nucleotide messenger RNA. It is a transcript of the gene 140up, whose product is annotated as RPII140-upstream gene protein. The transcript is spliced from 7 exons. The record is from RefSeq and is a predicted model, not a curated record. Lineage: Eukaryota; Metazoa; Arthropoda; Insecta; Hemiptera; Aphididae. The coding region runs from base 197 to 961 and encodes 254 amino acids. Gene Ontology annotation, cellular component: mitochondrion.